GUCUAGAGACAAUCAAAUUAUUUGCUCCAAAAAUGAAUCAGUCCCAUAGGAUGGAGAACUCUCGCCCAAAAUCUCUGGCAAAGCACUCAGUGCCCAAGUCGCAGAAGCAGUCCCCGAGGGAUGACUUCAAUCUGUGCGGCAAGCCAAGUUUCAUCGUUUGUAAGGGCAAAAGGAUUCCGGACCUCAACGAAGUGACCUCAGACACCUCGGAUCUUGAGCAGAAGAAGGCCGGCGAGGAGGCCAUACUGAAGAUCCAGAGCAUAGUGAAGCGUCAAAGCCGCAUCAUGUCAUGGGUGGACUGCAUUCUCUUCCGCAAGACGGAAGUCACCCAGGGUGUGAGCCAGAGCGAGGAUCCGGAGACAGACGAUUCCAUUGGCAAAUGAUGAGUUUUGAAAUUUUGAAUGUAAAAGAAAUAUAAGAGUAGAAAAGAGUAGAACUCUACACAGAUACCAGAUACCAUACAUUAGCUCUUCCUUGAGAUGUUUGGAUGUCUUUCCUGCUGUCUUUCUAUGCAGUCUUCUCCCUCCACGAAUCAGCUGUUCAGCCAGCGUUCAGCGACUUUUGCUGGAUUUGCUUCGAUUCCAAUUCGCUUUAUCAUUUUGUUUUUCAUAAAUAUUUAUAAGUGA
Drosophila subobscura is the source of this 626-nucleotide messenger RNA. RefSeq lists its product as uncharacterized. The record is from RefSeq and is a predicted model, not a curated record. NCBI's taxonomy places the organism in Eukaryota, Metazoa, Arthropoda, Insecta, Diptera, Drosophilidae. The coding region runs from base 33 to 383 and encodes 116 amino acids. The transcript has a single exon.